Messenger RNA from Tetrapisispora phaffii CBS 4417, 732 nucleotides. RefSeq names its product Iml3p (gene IML3). Bases 1 to 732 code for a protein of 243 amino acids. The transcript has a single exon. Lineage: Eukaryota; Fungi; Ascomycota; Saccharomycetes; Saccharomycetales; Saccharomycetaceae. The record is from RefSeq and is a predicted model, not a curated record.
AUGCCCUAUGCCUGGAGUUUUUAUGCUGUUGAUAAAUAUAUAAAUCUUGAAGAGCAUUACAAUGAGUUAGAAAAAUUAUUCAGAAACUCGUUGAAUAUCUAUAAAAACGUGAUAGAAGAAGAUCAAGAUUUAAAUUCGUCGACAAAGAACACUUAUAGUUGUUUUGAACUUGAAUAUGAAGUUAUUGGCGAUGGCAGGUUCAAAAUUAUGUGCAUAGAGAACAAUGAUUUAGAAAUACCAAUGGUAUUUUGUUAUGCAGGUACAGAUGAGAGGUAUAGUUUUAUAUUUAUCGAAUGGUUGAAGUCAGAGAUAAAUUGUAUAAUAUGGAAGUUACAGUUUAAUAAUAUUCAAAUGAUAGAUAUCUGUGAUACUGCUGUUUCUCCAAAUUCUUUUAAUAAUGGUAAUUUUAAUAAUAUUGAUUACAAAUUUUACAACGCAUUAUUCGUUUUUGAUCUUAAAACAACUGAUGAUAAUUUAAAGAAGAUGAAUUUUGAGGUGCCUGCAAGUAGUUGUAGAAAAUUAUUUAGAUCCAAUGAGAAACCUUUUAAAAAUUCAAUUCUGCCCUAUAUUUACGAAGAAACUGGCAUCAAGACAGAUAUCAUACCUUUAAAUUCAAUAACUUUAUUAAAUCAUUUAAAGAUUACGAAAUAUAAUACUAUCACCACUGCAUUUUCCAUGAGAGAUAACAUCAUCCAUACAAUAUUAAAACAAGUUCAAAAUUCAAAAGAAUGA